Scedosporium apiospermum is the source of this 2679-nucleotide messenger RNA. Its product is annotated as Opt oligopeptide transporter. The coding region runs from base 1 to 2679 and encodes 892 amino acids. Gene Ontology annotation, cellular component: membrane. Gene Ontology annotation, biological process: transmembrane transport. Lineage: Eukaryota; Fungi; Ascomycota; Sordariomycetes; Microascales; Microascaceae. The transcript is spliced from 6 exons. The record is from RefSeq and is a predicted model, not a curated record. Gene Ontology annotation, molecular function: ATP binding; oligopeptide transmembrane transporter activity.
AUGGGAAAUACGACGGAAGACCCCGAGAAGAGUCAAUGGGAACCCGUAGCGCCUCGUGCGCGUGACACUCCAGAUUCCGAGCCCUCUGUGUCCCCGCAGAGUAGUUCAGCCGGACGCGAGAGGCAACGUCCGUAUGGAAAUGAGAGAGGUUCAGAUCAGGCCGCCGGUGCGCUUGACGAGGAGGCGAUUCUUGAAAAUGCCGAAGACAAUCUUCAUGUGACUGAGGAUGACCUCCUCGAAGCGAGGGCAUUCGCCGCGCAGUACACAUUGGAAGAAGUCAAGCUGUUAAUGCAAAAAGUCCACAAAGUCCACAGGCACGAUCCCAACUUGCCACUCUCGGUUGUAAAGAGGAUAGAAGAGUUUAUAGGCAAUGACUCGGUCUUUACACAUCCCCAGAAACACCAGGCCCUCAUACGCGAGAUGAAGCUAGAGGCUGCGUUAAUAACAAACAGCAGCCCUUACGCCGAGGUCCGCGCUAUAGUUGAAAGCGCCGAUGACCCUAACACGCCCUGUUCAACGAUCCGAGCCUGGUUCAUCGGGCUUUUGCUGUCUUUCGCCCUUGCGUUCGUGAACCAGCUAUUCUCGAUUCGAUUACCGUCGAUUAUAGUCCUGAGUAACGUUACCCAGCUCCUGGGGUACUUGCUCGGAAAACUGCUCGAGUACUUCUUACCCGACGUUGGGAUCACCAUAUUAGGCGUCCGGCAUAGUCUCAAUCCUGGGCGGUUCUCCAAGAAGGAACAUAUGCUUAUCACCAUGAUGGCCAACGUCUCCUUUUCUCCGCCCUACACCAACAAUCUCAUUUGGAUCCAAUACCUUCCAACUUAUUUCAACCAAUCUUUCGCCGGUACCUUUGGUUAUCAAAUUCUCGUUGGUCUUUCAACCAACUUCAUUGGCUACGGGCUUGCUGGCCUUGCUCGGCGCUUCCUCGUUUACCCAUCCUACUGCGUAUGGCCGACCUCACUGGUCACCGUCGCUCUCAACACCUCACUGCGUCGAGAACUGAACAACAAGUCAGUCGAGGGGCCGGGCGGGAUCAGGUUCCGCGCUUCGAGGCGUUUCUUUUUCGCCACCUCAUUUUCGGCCAUGGUGGUAUACUUCUUCCUCCCAAACUACCUCUGGACGUCACUUUCUAAUUUCAGCUGGAUGUCGUGGAUCGAUCCUCUGAACCGAGACCUUAAUACCAUUACCGGAUUUAAUACUGGGCUUGGCCUCAAUCCGUGGCCAACGUUCGACUGGAACAUCUUGCUCUGGGACAACAAUGUUGAUCCACUAAUGAUACCUUUCUUUAGUACUUUUAACAAGUUCAUCGGCGCCUUUUGUUCCAUGUUCGUCGUCCUCGCCCUUUGGUAUACGAAUGCUUACAACACUGCUUACUUGCCCAUUAACUCGAGCCGCUUCUACGACAACCAGGCCUUUCAAUAUUCUGCGUCGCGCGUCGUCGGGGAGGAUCGCAUGCUAGAUCAUGAAGCGUACGAGGACUACUCGCCGCCGUUCAUCUCUGCCGGAAACAUUGUUCUCUUCCUGUCCUAUUUUGCCCUUUACACGGCGCUCCUGACCUGGGUCAUCCUUUACCAUCGGCGUGAAAUCGUCACCGCGGCAAAGUCCCUGUGGGCCAGCAUUCGGGGUAAGAGUGAGGCCGAGACGGUACGGGUGCCCGACGUUCAUAACCGCCUGAUGGAGUCCUACAGGGAGGUGCCGGAUUGGUGGUUUAUCGUUAUCCUCGUCGUUGCUGCUGCAUUGGGGAUCGCUGGCAUCGCGGCCUACGAGACGGAUACUACCCCCGGUGUUGUGUUCUACGGGAUUGCCCUCGCGUUGAUUUUUAUAAUUCCCGUCGGUCUCCUCAAAGCCAUGACAGGGAUCGAAGUAACGCUGAACGUCCUCGCCGAACUUAUCGGAGGCGCCAUGGUCGAAGGUAACGCCAUAUCCAUGAACUAUUUCAAGACCUUCGGCUACGUCACCUGCGCGCAGGCCAUUCGUUUCUCGAACAACCUGAAGCUGGGCCACUACGUAAAGGUGCCCCCUCGGCAGUCCUUCGCGGCACAGGUCGCGGCGACUCUCCUCUCGACGCUCGUGUGCACGGGUGUCCAGGUAUACCAGAUGAACAAGAUCCCAAACGUCUGCGAUGAGAUCGACGCGCCGAUGAAGCUCUUUUGCUGGAAUGUCGACGUUAUAUUCACUUCUUCGGUGUUCUGGGGCACGAUUGGACCGAGGAGGAUUUGGGGCCCCGGCGGGUUGUACACGGCGACGCUGGUGGGAUUUCCGCUCGGCGUGGUGACCGUGCUGGUCAUCUACUUCCUCUCGACGAAGUUUUCGAGGUGGACGUGGCUCAGGCAGGUCCAUCCGGUUGUGCUGGUGUACGGCGGUAUCCUGUGGGCUCCGUAUAAUAUGAGCUACCUGUGGCCGGCAGUGCCGAUUUCGUGGCUGUCGUGGAUCUACUUUAAGAAGCGAUUCCUCGAUCUAUGGUCAAAGUACAACUUUACACUGUCCGCGGCAUUCUCGACUGGCAUCGGCAUUAGCAGCAUCAUCAUCUACUUUACGCUCCAAUGGUUCGAAGUCAAGAUCGACUGGUGGGGGGUGUCGGUCAACUCGAGGGGGUGCGAGGCGACGCCGUGCGUGUUGAAGAAGUUGGGGGAGUUGACGACGGAGUAUUUUGGGCCUAGGAUAGGCGAGUUUCAUUAG